UUGGGAGUCCGGGCUAUAAGGAAGAGAGAUUUGCGGUUGCAUCGUCAUUUAAGCCAUUAAAAGCGCCCCUCUUUCAUACCAGCCCACGUGACACCUGGGUCGGAACUUUUUCCUCUUCUAAAGUUUUGUUCUGUAAGCGUCACUGAAUUCGUUUGAAAGGACAGAAACAGUUACCAUAUGAGACGCUUCUUCACUGUCACUUGACUGCCGGUGCACUUUGAAGGCGUGAUGCUUUGGUUCAUGGAGGGAAUAUGCUUUUUACCAGUUUUUAUGGUGAUAUGGUCCUCCUGUACAUUCAUGAUUUCGUAUAUUGUUGCACUCUUAAGACAUAAUGUUGACAUUAUUUUCCCAUAUAUAAGUGACACUGGCACUAACCCCCCAGAAAGUGGCAUUUUUGGACUGAUGACGACUAUCAGUGCUUUUGCAGGAAUAGCCACCAUUUUUGCUAGGUACAAGUAUGUGGAGAAGAUAUGUGAGGCGACGACUGGGAGUCGCCUGAACUGCAUUGCCUUCUGUUUUGGAAUAAUCUCUUGCUUGGGAAUGUGUUUCAUUGCUACAUUUCAGGAGACCCAGGUUCCAUCGGUGCACGAUCUUGCUGGUCUCACCUUCUUUGUAUCAGGAGUGACCUACAUCGUCCUCCAGUCCAUCAUCUCCCGCAGAAUGUACCCUUAUUGGUCCUCCAGGAGUGUGUGUCUCAGCCAAAUUUUCAUCUCCGCCAUUUCUGUCAUUGCUGCUGUGCUAAUGAUCAUAUGUGGAGUGUUGGUGAAGUCCUCCAAGCUGCACUGGGAGAUACAUAAUGAGUAUAUCCUCCAUGUCGUCAGCGCUGUCAGCGAGUGGAUAGUGUCCUUUGGUUUCGUCUUCUUCUUUUUUACCUACAUUAGGGAGUUCAAGAAAGUCACACUGAAACUGAAAGUGUCAGUCCACUACUGACAAAAUUGUUUAAUGGAUAAAAAUAACAUGUUUAUAUUUUGACUUUUUUGUUUAAAGUUGCACUUAACCUACAGACAUAUCAUGCACUUUGAAAUAAAACCGAAUUGUUUUUACA
This is a messenger RNA of Paramormyrops kingsleyae, 1045 nucleotides long. RefSeq names its product DNA-damage regulated autophagy modulator 1 (gene dram1). Gene Ontology annotation, cellular component: lysosome. Gene Ontology annotation, biological process: regulation of autophagy. Lineage: Eukaryota; Metazoa; Chordata; Actinopteri; Osteoglossiformes; Mormyridae. The record is from RefSeq and is a predicted model, not a curated record.